Myripristis murdjan (pinecone soldierfish) is the source of this 2510-nucleotide messenger RNA. RefSeq names its product E2F transcription factor 7 (gene e2f7). Gene Ontology annotation, molecular function: RNA polymerase II cis-regulatory region sequence-specific DNA binding; DNA-binding transcription factor activity, RNA polymerase II-specific. The record is from RefSeq and is a predicted model, not a curated record. The coding region runs from base 26 to 2449 and encodes 807 amino acids. Gene Ontology annotation, biological process: regulation of transcription by RNA polymerase II. Gene Ontology annotation, cellular component: RNA polymerase II transcription regulator complex. The transcript has 13 exons. NCBI's taxonomy places the organism in Eukaryota, Metazoa, Chordata, Actinopteri, Holocentriformes, Holocentridae.
UCAUUCACAGGAACAGGCGAGAAAGAUGGAGGUGGAGUGCCUGGCUUUGAAAGACCUCACCAGUCCGAGGAAAAGUGUCACCGUGAGACAGGAAGAGGACGUGAGCAAAAAUGAUCAGAAGGAAAACAUCUGCACAGAGAGGAGAAGGUCGACUCCGCUGAAAACAGAGUCCCCCGCCCCCGUCUGGCUGCUCGGCAGGAAACCGGCCACCCCCGACCUCACCCACAUCACCCCCAUCAAACACACGGAGUGGUCGGCCCUGCCGGAGCCGUGGACGCCCACGGCCAACCUGAAGGUGCUGAUCAGCGCCGCGAGUCCGGACAUCCGGGAUCGAGAGAUGAAGAAGGUUUUGUUCAGGCCCAUAGAGAACGAGAGGGAGAAGCGGGCGAGUCCGAACCCGGCGGAGGACACCGAGGUGGAGGAUUCUUGUCAGUUCGACGCCGCGGAGGAGGAGGACGACACCGAGAGGAAGCCCAGCAGGAAGCAGAAGAGUCUGGGUCUGCUGUGCAAGAAGUUCCUGGCUCUGUACCCGGACUACCCGCCGGCCCACGAGCCCAUCUGGAUCUCAUUGGACGAGGUGGCCACCAGUCUGGGGGUGGAGCGGCGGCGGAUCUACGACAUCGUCAACGUGCUCGAGUCUCUGAUGAUCGUGGGCCGGAUCGCCAAGAACUGCUACCACUGGUACGGCCGGCAGCGUCUGGCCGCCACGCUGGAGGAGCUGCAGCGGAAAGGCCGGCAGCAGGGCUACCACCUGCUGAUGGAGCAGGCCGCCGAGGCCCGGGGGGCGGGGCCAGGCCGUGAGGAGGGAGACGCCUGCAACGCUGCCGGCAACAGGAAGGACAAGUCGCUCCGCAUCAUGAGCCAGAAGUUCGUCAUGCUCUUCCUGGUGUCCCACACGCAGACCGUCACUCUGGACGUGGCGGCCAAGAUCCUCAUCGAGGAGAGCCAGGACUCGUCGAGCCACAGCAAGUACAAAACUAAGGUACGGCGUCUGUACGACAUCGCCAACGUGCUGACCAGCCUGAGCCUCAUCAAGAAGGUUCACGUGCGCGAGGAGAGAGGGAGGAAGCCGGCCUUCCAGUGGCUCGGCCCCGUCCACUUCAACAACGCCGCUGGAAACGACGGUGAGAAUGAAAGAGCCGCGACCCAGCCGGCGGCCGUCCAGAACGUCAGGAAUCCCAAACUGGCGCGCCACGCCUCCUUCAGCGUCACGCCGACGUCCGUGGCCAUCCUCCGGCGGCCGGUCAGCUCCGCCCCCAGCAGCCCGCACACACACCGAGAGCAGACAGGUCUGACACACCAACCUGUGGAUUAUUCCAGAAAGAUGAGCGGCAACAGCGCAGUGUGUCGACUGCAGUUCGGAAACACCACAGAUGACCGUCCCGGCAGAGCGCUGCAGACGCCCGCCCUGCCUCCGUCCUCCAGUGUGCCCACCCUGCUGGUGCCGCCGCCGCCGCACCCCGAGGACGCCUCCGCCUUCACCUCUUCCUCCCCCCAACACCACCACCUGGCCUACCUGCCCAGCCUGUCCCAGCCCUCCCUGGUCAUGCUGUACAGGGCGCCCGCCGUCGCCCCGGAGAGGCCGGACCAGACCGCUGAAGGUCAGAGGUCACCCAGAUCGGGGCCCGAGGAGAGCAGGAAGAGAGGGAGCGAGGAGGAGGAGGAGGAAGGGAAGGCGGUGAAGAAGAGGAAGACGUCUGAACCAGAGGAAAACGAGAAGACGGGCACUGAGGGGAACGGGGACGCGGCGGAUCAUUCACAAACGGGUAGCAACUCCAGGACCUCGGCGAGUCUCCCAGCAGGCGGUUCCAGAGAUCAGCCGCCGCCGGGGGCGUUUGGAGAAACUCUGGCCGCCGGCGGCGACCUCGCCCAGCCGUCACACUACCUCUACGUACCCAACAGCACAGGUCUGAACAGCCUCAACUUCCUGCUCUCCGCCAGCCAAUCACCAGCCGGCCUGGCGCUCCCUCCCAGCAGCGUUCCCGCUCUGGCGCUGCCCUACGUCCUGGUGCCCUCCGCCGCCCUCUCCCACUACCCGCUGUUGGCCGGCGGCCUGCAGCAGCAAGGCUCCGACGGCGGCCUGAGCUUCAGCCUGCCCGCCAUGAUGUCUCCCGCCCACUUUGUGGUGGGGGCGGCGCCCUACGGCCUGUCGGCGGCGUCAGAGAUCAGCAGGUCUCCGGUUCCCGCUCCGUCCACGCCAGAGCAGAGCAGACUGUAUGUGCCGGCGGCGGGCGCUCCGCGUUCCCCCUCGGGACCCCGGCAGGCGGUCAGCAUCGCCACAGCAGAACCACUGACGCCUCUUACUCCGAAAGACGCCUCGCUUCCUUCUUCCCAAGCCUUUUUCCAGACGCCGGGGACGCUGGGAGGUGUGGUCACCGCCGCCCCGCUCGCCCGAAAAAGAGGCUCCGCCCAGAGGAGGCUGGACAUCGGCCACCCGGCGAGCAGCUAAGCGUCCGGGGCUUUGGUGCGAGCCAUGUGAAUGUGAAAUAGUCAAAAACGGUGCAUGAGCU